GUUUCUUCGUACCUGUACUGCAACAUGCUUAUCGACUAUCGGAGAGGAGAACGGUAUUUCGCCGAGACGCUGAUUGAUUGGGAUCUCUCGAACAACACGCAAGGCUGGAAGCCCAGCUACACGGUGUUCAAUCCCGUCUCGCAAGCCGAGAAGAAUGAUCCGGAUGGGGAGUAUAUCCGGAAGUGGGUCCCGGAGCUCAAAGAAGUAGAAGGAAAAGCUGUCUUCGCGCUGUACGCCCGGCUGAGCAAAGAAGAGUUCGAGAAGCUCGGGUAUCCGAAACUGCAUGUUGAUUGGAAGGAGACGAAGCAGCGGGCUAUCGAGAGGUUUAAG
Trematosphaeria pertusa is the source of this 330-nucleotide messenger RNA. Its product is annotated as Cryptochrome/photolyase FAD-binding domain-containing protein. Gene Ontology annotation, biological process: entrainment of circadian clock by photoperiod; circadian regulation of gene expression. The transcript is spliced from 2 exons. Gene Ontology annotation, molecular function: FAD binding; DNA binding. The record is from RefSeq and is a predicted model, not a curated record. Lineage: Eukaryota; Fungi; Ascomycota; Dothideomycetes; Pleosporales; Trematosphaeriaceae. Gene Ontology annotation, cellular component: cytoplasm; nucleus. The annotation marks the transcript as partial.